Molecule: messenger RNA, 639 nt
Organism: Setaria italica (foxtail millet)
Lineage: Eukaryota; Viridiplantae; Streptophyta; Magnoliopsida; Poales; Poaceae
Product: vegetative cell wall protein gp1-like
Exons: 5
Coding region: 1-639 (212 amino acids)
Source: RefSeq, a predicted model, not a curated record
AUGCCUCUACGAACCCUAGAUCCCUUCCGCCCGACUCAUUCCACCCUCACCCCGCAUCGCGCCGCCCCCGUCGCCCCGCAGCACACCGCCCCCCGCCCCGCAUCACGCCUCCCCGUCGGCGCUCGCACCGCGCCGCCCCCGUCGCCCCGCAGCGCGCCGCCCCCUCGCCCCGCACCGCGCUGCCCCCGUCGGCGCUCGCACCGCGCCGCCCCCGUCGUCGCCCCGCAGCGCGCCGCCCCCGUCGCCCCGCAUCACGCCGGCCCCUCCACCGCCCCCUCGCCCCCUCGCACCGCACCCGCGCACGCCAGGGAAGGGCUCGCGUCGGUCUCCCUCGACUCGCUCGCCCCCUCAGAUAGGGAUGCUGAAGUUAGAAAAGAGGGACAUGAAAUACCAAACAGAAAACUUCUACAAAGAAUGUUUGGUGAUGAGAAUGCAGAAGCAAAAAUAUUGAACCAAAAACAUGAUUUAUUGACUGCAAGGCCAAUAGAGGAGGCCUACCAGCAACAGAUACAAUCAUUAGAAGUUAAACUCUCAACUAUUAAUGAAGAAUGGAAGGGAAAGAGAGGUAUUGAGAAACAGCCUUUCCAUAGUCCUGACUUCAUUGCUGAAACAAUGGCUUUAAAUUUUUGGAUCAUGUAA